GUUGAGAGGAUGUGAUGUAUGUGGACAACGCAGGAACCUUAAACAAAUGCCACGCCACCACCACAGUUUUAGCUUUCCCUUUCUUAAAUAAAAAGAAGUUGAUUUGAAUCCAAACAUACCUUCUCUCUUCUCUUCUCUUCCCCAAAACUCGAAACUGCAAUUCUUUCUUUCAACCCAAAUUCCCUCUCUCUUCCUCUCCUAUUUGACUCCUCACUCCUCAGGACUCCUAAAAGCUUCAAUCUUUUUCACUCCUAACCCCCUUCUAUGCUCCAAUACAACAAUCAGUGAUUUCAGAAGGUAUUAGUGGCCAUACGGUUCAAACUACACAUUCUUAAAUCAUAGUUUCUAUCAUCGGUAACUCAGGGCUAAGACAUGUCAGGUGGAGGAGAAUCCCGAAAAAUUUCGUGUGAAGAUUUACAAAUGGUGCAAAAUCGUAUAGAGCGGUGUCUUCAGCACUACAUGAGUCGGGACGAAGUUGUUAAUACCCUCUUCGUUAGGGACAAUAUCGAGCCGAGAUUUACUCAACUUAUUUGGCAAAAUCUUGUGGAACAAAACCAGGAAUUUUUCGAGGCGUAUUUCCAGUAUUUGAUGCUCAAGGAUCAGAUUUUGAAGUUCAAUGAGUUGCUUUCGAAACAAGCGGCAUUAAUGCGUCAACCGGGACUGACCGCAAUUCCGUCUUUACCUGUGUCUAAUGGCUCUCAUAUUUCACCAAUAUAUCAGAACUCGAGAUGCCAUAUUGCAGAAAACGUUGGAGCUUCGACGAAUCCCGAGGAAAUGCAGACUUCUGUCCCGACCAAUUUGCCUAGCGCGUUUGGUAGUUGCGGCUCAACUCUUCACCCUUGCAUACAACCGGUGGGUAAUAUGUCUGCUCAAAACGGGAAGGUUGAUGUUAAUCCUAACAUGUUAGCUCACCCCUCGAACUUGGGAAUGACUCGAAACAGGGAGGUUGAUGUCAAUCCGAACAUGUUAGCUCACCCCUCGAGCGUGGGAAUGACUCAAAACGGCCGGGAGGUUGAUGUUAAUCCAAACAUGUUGUUAGCUCAACCCUCGAGCGUGGGGAUUACAUCAACAAUGAACGGGAAUUUGAUCAAGUUGGAGCCUAGCUAUAACAACCGAUCUCCUUUCGAUUUCGGCACGCACGGAAAUUUGUUCGAGUCCUGUUCUGCCAUGGGUGAUACUCCUACGUCAUUCAGUAGCGUCGAGUCUAAUACGCAACACCAUUGCGAUGCUCUCUAUGAUGGCGACUCAUCUUGGAUACGUCAAACCUUCGGUUUUGACUUGACAGCUGAAUUCUCUAAUAAUUCGGAUCUACUAGAGAACUCCUAUAAUAGGCCUCCUUUUCUCGCCAACAAUACGGGCAACUUGCUUGAUUCCAACGGGAAUAUCGAGCAGUUCAACAAUUCAUCGGGCUUGAGGUACGAAGGUUUCAGCAGUGAUUGAUCGUACGUUUGGCAGCGUGCUCCUAGUUCGAGUUCUUGUAAAUCCUAGAAGGAUCGAGGAUCAAAGAUAAUUCGCUCUUAGGAAUCGUGGGAAAUUCGCGCAAAAAAAAGCUGUAAAUGACAGCAUGAGAUGCAGCUGUAUCAUAAUCCUUUGCCCAUUGAAGGCUUUCUUUAGCUUAGAGAUUGAGUUGACAGAGGCUGGUAGAUAGGUGCAACAGAUACAAUGCAAGUUUAUCAUAUGUAAUAAAGUCUAAGGCUGCUUUCCAUAUUUUGAUUUGAUGUUUUUAAUGUUAGUGUUUGGGGAUGUGAUGUUGCAGUUAACCUUAUUUGUACUUCCCAUGCUUUCUCUUUCAUUUCCUUCUUCAUAUCAAUUAUAAUAUUCUUAUUUUUAGGUGA
Molecule: messenger RNA, 1835 nt
Organism: Ipomoea triloba (trilobed morning glory)
Lineage: Eukaryota; Viridiplantae; Streptophyta; Magnoliopsida; Solanales; Convolvulaceae
Exons: 8
Coding region: 373-1440 (355 amino acids)
Source: RefSeq, a predicted model, not a curated record